UUGCUCCCAACUCCGGGUAUUUGUCAUUACAUAACUCGGCGUCUUUGUCGCUUGCACUGACUUCGCCCUCCCAAAGCAGAGAGUGGGGAUAACCGCAUCUUGUUUACCGCCCCAGCAGCAGACGACGCGGCCGCAGCGGCGGUCCAGGCACGAUUUUAAGCUCGACUGUGCUGCUUUUUGCUGUCGUGGACCGAAGACUAGCAGGAGGACACAUAAAUGGUGGAAACCUGAGCCCAGCGGCGGUGAGAACUCACCCCGAGUGGAUUUUGCUGGUGUGCUGCCAGAAGCAUCUGGAAAAGAUAACCCAGAGAUGCACUCCCCCUCCAGAGGACCAGAGAAUAAUUCACAUCUCAGACUUUUCAAUGCUACAGCUCUGUGGCUGCUGAGUGGUCUUGUAGCUUGUGUUUUAACGUGAAUUCUGUUCAGUCACACUGGCAUUGAAAGCCCCUGCCUGCCCCGAGAGGCUCAGUUUGGGCUCUUAACCAGAUUUCCUCCAUGCACCAGUGAGUUUGGACAUGUUGGAUAACUGUGGCUCUCUGUGCACUCAGUAGGUGAUUAAGGGACAAACAUCCUCUUCAAGAAAUCACAACAGACUCCUGCAAAGUUUCCCUGUAGCUAUGCAGUGAAAAUGUGUGCGGCCAGGUUCAGUGGCUGCCUCAAUGGCUGUGCUGAAGAGGCCGCUGGUGGCGCUGCAGGGGCCCCCGGCUCUGUCAUGGCCUCCCGGAUGCUGGACUGGACAGAGGCAGGUCCCCGCAUCCUCCACAGCCUGGAGAUGGGCACAGUGAUGACUGUUUUCUACCAGAAGAAAUCCCAGCGGCCCGAGAGGAGAACGUUCCAGAUAAGGCAGGACACCCGGCAGAUAGUGUGGAGCCGAAAUCCAGACAAAGUAGAAGGAGAGGUUGACAUUCGAGAGAUCCGGGAGCUGCGGCUGGGGAAGGGCUCCCGUGACUUUGAGCGCUACCCGGAGGAAGCUCGUAAACUGGACUCCGCCCACUGCUUCAUCGUGCUGUAUGGCCUGGAGUUCCGCCUCAGGACGCUCAGUUUGGCCGCUUUCAGUGAGGAGGAGGUCAACAUGUGGAUCACUGGUCUCAGCUGGCUGAUGGUCGACACUCAGAGAGCGCCAGCACCACAGCAGAUGGACAGGUGGCUGAGGAAACAGUUUGAAGUCCUGGACAGGAACCGUGAGGGCAGCAUCACAGUGAAGGACGUGAAAGCACUGCUGCCUCAGAUCAACUACAGAGUCCCCAACAUGCGCUUCCUCAAAGACAAGCUGCAGGAGGUGGAGGCCAGAAGCGACCUGUUGUUCCACAACUUCGCACAGCUCUACAGAACUCUGAUGUUUGAUGCACAGAGGAGUAUUAUUGAGCAGCUGGAGCUCUCCUUCCCUCUGCGGAAUGUUGACAGACCGGAGCUCUGUCAGAUCUCCCUCUACGACUUCCAGAAGUUUUUACAGAUGGACCAGAAGGAGUCCUGGGCAUCAGAUCUGAGUCGUGUCAGAGAGUUUCUCGUGAGCUACAUGAGGGGGGCGCCGCAGCCAGAGCCGAUUCUGCAACUGGAUGAGUUCCUGACCUUCCUGUUCUCCAGAGAGAAUUCUGUGUGUGAUGCCCGACUUUCACCUGUUGUUCACGAUGACAUGAAACGGCCUCUGUCUCAGUACUGGAUCUCCUCUUCACACAACACCUACCUGACAGGUGACCAGUUUUCCAGCGAAUCAUCUUUAGAAGCCUAUGCUCGCUGUCUGAGGAUGGGCUGCCGCUGCAUCGAACUGGACUGCUGGGAUGGACCCGAUGACCUGCCGAUCAUCUACCACGGCCACACGCUAACUUCCAAGAUCAAAUUCCUGGACGUGCUUCAUACCAUCAAAGAACAUGCCUUCGUCACAUCUGAGUAUCCUGUGAUCCUGUCUAUUGAGGACCACUGCAGCGUUGUCCAACAGAGGAACAUGGCCACGCACUUUAAGAAGGUGUUUGGAGAUCUGCUGCUCACCAAGCCAGUCGAUAACAAUGCAGAGGAGCUUCCUUCGCCCUACCAGCUGCGCAGAAAGAUCCUCAUCAAGCACAAGAAGCUGGUGGAGGGAACCCUGUACGAAGAGGUGACGUCGGCCAGCUAUUCAGAAAACGACAUCAGCAACUCGCUGAAAAACGGCAUCCUUUACCUCGAAGAUCCCAUCGACCAUACGUGGACUCCACACUACUUUGUCCUGACGAGUAAUAAGAUCUACUACUCAGAGGAGACAUCUCACUACCAGACAGCUGAUGAAGAGGAAGACGAGGAUGGAAAAGAGGAGUGUAACAACAAUGAGCAGCACUGUGCCGAGCGCUGGUUCCAUGGGAAGCUUGGUGGAGGCCGUGAUGGUCGACAGGUGGCUGAGAAGCUGCUGCAGGAAUACUGUGAGGGCGGGGGUAAAGAUGGCACCUUCCUGGUUCGGGAGAGCGAGACAUUUGUCGGCGACUACACCCUCUCAUUCUGGCGCUCUGGUCGUGUCCAGCACUGCAGGAUUCAUUCACGUCAGGAGUUGGGCUCCACACGUUUCUACCUGACUGACAACCUGGUGUUUGACAGUCUCUACCGCCUCAUCUGCCACUACAGAGACACGCCGCUGCGCUGCAACGAAUUUGAGAUGAGGCUGGGCAGCCCUGUGCCUCAACCUAACGCACACGAGAGCAGAGAGUGGUACCACUCCAGUCUGUCCCGCGUUCAGGCCGAGCACAUGUUGAUGCGUGUGCCCAGAGACGGUGCUUUCUUGGUGCGGAAACGCAGCGAACACAACUCCUACGCUAUCUCUUUCAGGGCAGAGGGAAAGAUCAAGCACUGUCGUAUCCAGCAGGAAGGGCGGCUCUUCAUGCUGGGCAGCUCGGCAGAGUUUGAGAGUCUGGUCGACCUGGUGAGCUACUACGAAAAACACCCUCUGUAUCGCAAGAUGAGACUGCGCUACCCCAUCAAUGAGGACACUCUGGACCGGAUGGGCACCACGGAGCUGGACUAUGGGGCGCUGUAUGAGGUUCGCACUCCUCAUUUCUAUGUGGAGGCCAAUAAGAUGCCCACAGCGCGGUGCACAGUCAAAGCUCUGUAUGACUAUCGAGCUCAGAGAGAAGACGAGCUCUGCUUCCCCAAACAGGCGCUCAUCCUCAACGUGGACAAACAGGAGGGCGGCUGGUGGCGAGGCGACUACGGUGGGAAGAAACAGCUGUGGUUUCCUGCAAACUAUGUGGAGGAGGUGCCCAGCUCUCCCACCAGAGAGCUGGAUGAAGCAUCCACAGAGAACAGUCCUCUGGGUACGUUCCUCAAGGGCUUCAUCGAUGUACCCACCUGCCACGUUGUGAUUCCUAAGGACGGGAGGAAUGCUCGGCCCUACGUGUUCACGAUCCACUCCCAGCAACUGCCUUCUCACCCGGUGCAGACCCUGGACGUGGCAGCCGACAGCCUGGAGGACCUGACCAGCUGGGUCAGCAAGAUCAGGGAGGCUGCACAGAACGCUGAUGCACGGAUGCAGGAGGAGAAACAGAUGGAGAGGAGGAAGAAGAUCGCAGUGGAGUUGUCGGAUCUUGUGGUUUACUGCAGACCGGUCCCGUUCAAUGAGGACAAGAUUGGGACAGAGAAGGCGUGUUAUCGGGACAUGUCGUCCUUCCCAGAGACGAAGGCAGAGAAGUUUGCCACACGCGCCCGGGGAAAACGCUUCUUGCAAUACAACCGCCGUCAGCUUUCUAGAGUGUAUCCCAGAGGACAGAGACUGGACUCGUCCAACUACGACCCACUGCCCAUGUGGCUCUGUGGCUCCCAGCUGGUUGCGCUCAAUUUCCAGACUCCAGAUAAACCUAUGCAGCUGAACCAGGCCUUGUUCAUGCUCGGAGGGGGCAGCGGCUACGUCCCCCAGCCCGACAUCAUGAGGGAUGACGUCUUUGACCCUUUUGACAAGGACACAUUGCAUGUGGAGCCGAUCACCAUCCAGCUACAGGUGCUGGGGGCCCGUCAUCUGCCCAAAAAUGGCCGCAGCAUCGUGUGUCCCUUCGUGGAGGUGGAGAUCUGUGGAGCUGAUUAUGACAGCUGCAAAUGCAAGACAGAUGUUGUAGCUGAUAAUGGCCUGAAUCCUGUGUGGGUGCAGAAGCAGUUUGUGUUCGACAUCCACAACCCCACCUUCUCCUUUCUGCGUUUCACCGUCUAUGAAGAGGACAUGUUCAGCGAUCCUAACUUCCUGGCACAGGCGAGCUAUCCUGUCCGUCUGUUACGAACAGGCUACAGGAGCGUGCCUCUUAAGAACAGCUACAAUGAGGAGCUGGAGUUGGCGUCACUUCUGGUUCACAUAGAGAUCGUCAAUGCAAAGGAAGAAGAUGAUGAAAACUUGUACAUGUCCAUCCAGCAGUUGCGGGAUCGAACCAGCGAGCUGUCCAACAAGGUUUCUCUCCUGGAGAGGUCGGGCUCAGCAGACCUGAGCUACCAGCAGAGUCUGGAGGAGCUGAGAGCAACUCAGGAUCAGCUGAGCGAGCUGGUGGAGGCUCGAAACCGCAGGCUGACGGAGAAGAAGAGGAGGGAGAAGCUGAGGCAGCAGGUGGCAGCAAAACGCAACUAACCCUCCCACCCAACAGAGAGCGCCCAACUCCAACACAACUGGUGCCUGACACCUGCUGCCACCAGUGCUGUGCAGUGAUGGCCUCAAAGAACCAGCAGUGACAUGCAAUCUUCCUUCAUAAUAAAGUGCGGGAUUUUACAGCACCAGGAGGAAGUGACAAACAGAAGCAUCUCAUGGACAACUCACACAACUAAGCUAUAAAAACAAUCAGACUUCAGUCUGAAAAAUGCCGAGAGUGAAAUGGAAGCUAGUUAGAGCCAAAAUAAUUCAAUUAAUGGAUCAAUGGAAAAUUAAUCAAGAACAGUUUUCAAAGUUUCAGCCAAACAUUUGCUGCUUUUCUUUGUGUUAUCUUAUAACAAGCUAAUCAUUUUGGGCCAGCUGGUCUGAAAAACAAGCUACAUUGUGCUGCAGGAAUUAACAGGUAUUAUUCACUAUUUUCUGGCAUUUUGGUACCAAAGGAGCAUUUAUUUAUCAAAAAGCUAAACAGUCUAAUAACUAAUUAAAUGAGUAGAACUAUUAUUUGUCACUUCAUGGCAGUGAAAGUCUGCCACUUAUAACUUUUCUGGCAACAGAACAAGAAGUCAAAAGCAACUGAAAAUGUUAAUUUUGAAUGAUUAAUGUUCUCCAGUACAGAUUAAAAUAAAUAAUCUGGCCUAGAUGUGACCAUCAGCUUCUUGACAAGUUUAGAAAAUGGCAUUUUUAAUGUUGGUGAUAAAAAGUGCUGCAAAACUCAAACAUUUCAAUAGAUGGCUCUGGAAAUUCAGUUUGAAGCUGAUCAAAUUCACUCUUACUGUGUUUCAGACCUUAGUAAGAAAAAAGGGAGAAGAAAACUCAGGUUACACAAGUGCAUGGAAUUAAAAAAAACUGGAUGAAAAGUGGAGCAGGAGGGCACACGUAGCAAAAAAGAAAUAUCAUGUAUGUGCCUUUGAUGUGGUGCUUUGUACAGUUACGCUAAUGUUUAAGGCGUCAGAAAAGGCACUGCUUCUGCCACAACUGAAACUGUGGUUGUUUAAAGGAAAACUAAAACUGGAGGAGUCCAUUCGCUUGGCUCGGACCACUACUCAUGAAAUGGGUUUAAAGGGAUUUAUAGACUGAGGUCUGUUCCUCUAA
Molecule: messenger RNA, 5677 nt
Organism: Monopterus albus (swamp eel)
Lineage: Eukaryota; Metazoa; Chordata; Actinopteri; Synbranchiformes; Synbranchidae
Product: 1-phosphatidylinositol 4,5-bisphosphate phosphodiesterase gamma-1-like
Exons: 32
Coding region: 629-4567 (1312 amino acids)
Biological process (GO): phosphatidylinositol-mediated signaling; positive regulation of epithelial cell migration; phosphatidylinositol metabolic process
Cellular component (GO): ruffle membrane
Molecular function (GO): protein binding; calcium ion binding; phosphatidylinositol-4,5-bisphosphate phospholipase C activity
Source: RefSeq, a predicted model, not a curated record